Molecule: messenger RNA, 3457 nt
Organism: Dama dama (fallow deer)
Lineage: Eukaryota; Metazoa; Chordata; Mammalia; Artiodactyla; Cervidae
Gene: SGPP2
Product: sphingosine-1-phosphate phosphatase 2
Exons: 5
Coding region: 41-1240 (399 amino acids)
Biological process (GO): sphingosine metabolic process; phospholipid dephosphorylation
Cellular component (GO): endoplasmic reticulum membrane
Molecular function (GO): sphingosine-1-phosphate phosphatase activity
Source: RefSeq, a predicted model, not a curated record
AGCAGAGGGCACCGGGCGGCGGCGGCGCUCCGGGAGCACCAUGGCCGAGCUGCUCUGGAGCCUGCAGGAUUCCCAGCUCGUCGCCCGCUUCCAGCGCCGCUGCGGGCUCUUCCCCGCGCCGGAUGAAGGCCCCAGCGAGAACGGCGCGGGCCCCACGGACCGCGAGGCGCGGACGCCGGGGCUCGGGCAUCUCCCCGCCGCCAAAGGCAAGGGCGCCGGGGAGCCGGCCAAUGGGCUGCGGAGACUGGCGGCCCCGCAGGCUUAUGUAGAGAAGUACGUCGUGAAGAAUUAUUUCUACUAUUACCUGUUCCGAUUUUCAGCUGCUUUGGGACAAGAAGUGUUCUACAUCACAUUCCUUCCAUUCACUCACUGGAAUAUAGAUCCUUAUUUGUCCAGAAGACUGACCAUCAUAUGGGUUCUGGUGAUGUAUAUUGGCCAGGUAACCAAAGAGAUCUUGAAGUGGCCCCGCCCCUUCUCCCCUCCUGUCGUGAAACUCGAGAAGAGAGUGAUUGCUGAAUAUGGGAUGCCGUCCACCCACGCCAUGGCAGCCACGGCCAUCUCCUUCACCCUCCUUAUCUCUAGCAUGGACAGGUACCAGUAUCCCUUUGUUUUGGGACUGAUGAUGGCUGUGGUGUUUUCCACGUUGGUGGGUCUCAGCCGACUUUAUACUGGGAUGCACACGGUCCUGGAUGUGCUGGGCGGCAUCCUGAUCACUGCCAUCCUCAUUGUCCUCACGUACCCUGCCUGGACCCUUAUCGAUCGCCUGGACUCGGCCAGCCCCCUCCUCCCCGUGUGUGUCCUGGUGGUGCCAUUCUUGCUCUGUUACAACUACCCCGCGUCUGAUUACUACAGCCCGGCCAGAGCGGACACCACCACUAUCCUGGCUGCCGGGGCUGGGGUGACCAUAGGCUUCUGGAUCAACCAUUUCUUCCAGCUCGUGUCUGAGCCCACGGAAUCUCUCCCUGUUAUUCAGAACAUCCCGCCGCUCACCACUGAGCUGUUAGCUGUGGGUCUGGCCAAAUUCACCGUGGGGAUUGUGCUGAUCCUCCUGGUCCGUCAGCUUGUACAGAAGCUCUCCCUGCAAGUCUUGUACUCCUGGUUCAAGGUGGUCACCAGAAACAAGGAGGCCAGGCGGAGACUGGAAAUCGAAGUGCCUUACAAGUUUGUCACCUACACGUCUGUCGGCAUCUGUGCUACCACCUUCGUGCCGAUGCUCCACAGGUUUCUGGGACUACUCUGAGCCUCAAACGGUCAUUGGACCAGACAUCAAAAAGUUGAGUGGGGAAGUCUUGAUGACACGUUUUUCUUUAAAAAAAAAUUUCCUUAAGUCACAUGUCUGUUUUGCUAGUAUCUGAGAUAAAUGUUGCUGCUCUAUGGCGGGAAAAGUUGUCUCGCAGGAACCACUUGCCUGUAAGGGUCAUGUCACGGAUGAAGCCGGGCUAAACCCACAGUUGACCUAUUUAAGGGUCCCCCACCCUGUCUGUUACAUGGACUUUGGGCCAGCCCUGGGCUGGCAGGAAUUGCAGCCUGGCUUAUGAGUGGCCACAAACACCCUGGGUUCUGGAGAGCAUGACCCAGAAAGCUGGACGUCGGGUUUUCUUUUCAAUUAUGAUCCUGCCCAUCACUGAGUCUCAGUGUUGGUCCGAGAGAAAGGGUGACGUUCCUUGGACAGGGUGACGUUCUGUCGUUACGAUCACAUGAGACCGUGCCAGCUCACAGGGAAAGAGUGCUGUAAACCUCCCCGGGAAGCAUGAAAGGUGGGGCAAAGCCCUGAGGUCCCAGGCAAGAGCCUGCUUUCCUUAUGUGUCCUGGUCUCUGCCCGGUGCACACUGGACAGGGAGGGAUCUGCUCCCCCUUGUCGUACACUUCGCAGGAUUCGGGUACCACUUAUUUCUAUUCUCUUCUGAACAUGAACCCAGCCGGCUGCUCCCAACUCACUUCAUCUGAUUUGCUCUGGGUGUCUGGCUCUCUCCUGCAUCAAAGUGACUUGGGACAAGCCCUCUGCCCUUCUUCAGCUUUUUUCGCUUUCUUACAAACUGGGAAGGCACUGUCGUGGGCCUGUUAAAGUGAAUCAGUAGAACAGAUGAAUGUAAUCCUUCUUAGGGCCCUAGACCUCCCUCCUAGCCACUGUUUCUUCAUUACUUUUCCUAAAUCCAUUUCCUCAUCUGUUAAAUAGAAUCAGGGGCUCCCUUUUCAUCCCCCCCCCUUAUCUCUUGGCAAUUUUAAGGGUAAUUAAUGUCUGAACAAUGUCAGCCUCUCUUUGGAACAAGCCAACCCAACCCAGCAUCCUUUAGACCCCAGGCAAGUCCUUAUUAGACUUAGGAAGGUGAUCAUUAUGCAAACACCCUCCUGCAGGGGCUCCUUGAGGAGGAGGAACAAGAAUGAAGAGGAAGAGCUGAACAGUGCUCUUAAAAGCGCGCGUCAGUGGACAGUUAACAAAGUGUCUUGUGGGGGAGCUCCUGAGCUGCUGAAGCCAUUGCUUUUUUCCUGCGUCCUCACCACUCAGACACUUUGAGGGCAAAUCUGCCUGUCUGGGUUAGGUUCUUACCUCCGCAUCCAGUGUGAAAACUGAACACCCGUUGUCCUGCUUUCCAAAGAUGCACCCUGGCCUUUUGGUUGCGAUCACCUCUGAUGUUUGACUUCAUGCUUCUGACACUUUUCAUAGUUAGAAGGCAGGGGUCAAAAUGACUUGCCAUUUGCCUGUUUUUACAUCAUCCUCUGACCAGCAUCUGCGUCACUCUGGCAGGGGAAUGCCCCCGGUCACGGGCACCCCCACCCGAGACCACCCCACAUUGCCGUGCACGCAGCACUCUCUGUACCCCCGUCCCCAUGGGCUGCCAGAGCUGAGAUCACGGCCCUGGGUAAUAUUUACACAAAAUGAUUUUAGUUGAUUUCUCUGAAGCCAAGGGGCAAAAGGAUCAGCUUUUUCCACUUGUAUCCUUUGAGAAGGGUGGUAAUUAUUGUCAUAGCAGUGGGUGUGAGCGAUUCACUUGUGUGUGUAUAUAAAUUUUACUGCCAUCUCUUUAUUUUUAAGCCCCAACCACAGACUUGCAGUCAGCUGUAUUGAUGUAUUCAAAGCUGUAUUUAUACAAUUUGGAUUGAGGAUGAAUAUGGUAGCCAUAGCUCAGUAAAGAAAUACUGACAGAUUGGUCACUUUUUAAAGUCUCUUGUUCCAUCAGCCGAAGAAUAAAAAGUGCAUAUUGGUGAGGCCAAGCUUAGUUUUUGAGCACAACGGCUCUGUGGCCUAGAAUCAGGCAGAAACUGUUCAGAAAAACUUUUUUACUUGCUUCAACCUGCAGCUUGGUCAGCCCUCCUCAUUCACUUUACCCAGCCCUUCACCCUCUUAUACACACACACACACACACAUACACACACAGAGCCCUCCUCAUUCACUUUACCCAGCCCAUCACCGUUAUACACACACACACACACACCACCCUCCCCCCACCUCCCCCGC